Messenger RNA from Xenopus laevis (African clawed frog), 2595 nucleotides. RefSeq names its product WD repeat domain 86 S homeolog (gene wdr86.S). Lineage: Eukaryota; Metazoa; Chordata; Amphibia; Anura; Pipidae. The record is from RefSeq and is a predicted model, not a curated record. The transcript has 7 exons. The coding region runs from base 750 to 1997 and encodes 415 amino acids.
UGCUGGGGGUCAGCCCAUAAUGAGGGCUGUGGAAUUCUCUCUCGCAGAGGCAGUAAUAAGAAGCAGUGUCAGUUUGGGAGAGUGGGGAGGUAUUAGGGGGGGGUCAUGUUAUAGAGCCUGGAGCGCUUGCAGGGAUCUCUCCCACUCCUCUGCUAAGGAUCCAAAGCCUCUGCCAGCAGCAGCUCCCAGACACAGACCCCAAUCCUGCUGCUCCUGAUUGACCCAGGGCUAACAACAGGACUCCCACAUUUCUCAACCAAGAAGCCCCAACGUGACCUGAACUUGCUCAGGGGGUGCCAGAUGCAGCACAGCACUGCUGGGAUACAACUCCUCCCAUAUUCCUGAUCAUCUGGCUGUGCACCAGGAGCCUGGGAUCUGGGGGAACCUAUUAACACCCCACUGGAUCAUAGGGGAACCCCUUAAAAUUGCUGCCUUGAUGUUGCCUGGUGGUGCCAGACGCCGGGCACCCUGUGACCCAAACAGAUGGGCUGGAUGGUAUUUGCAGUAACUUGCCCCCCUGCAGCUGAUUAAUAGGUCACAUGUGGAACUCAUCUGAGCAGGGCUGGGGUGGAACCUGAACAAAAGCGAGGAUGUUCCCCUCAAUAGACUGACUUCAAAGGCAACAGGCAGGAAGAGCUAUUGCUGAGCGGGCAAGGUGUCAUAAGGAUAUUUGUGGAGAUAAUGUGAAGUCCAACAUAGGGUUCUGCCUGACGUUGCUGAGCUUUUCCCUCACCUGAGAGGGUGACCCCAUGAGUCCAACCCUAACUGAAACUGCCCAUGCUGGGCUCCGGAGGAUGGGGAGCACUGGCUCCACUUGCGGCACAUCCAGUUCAUUAGUAAAGGUCUGCGAUGAUCACAAGGGAGGCAUUAAUUGGGUGAGUCUGAGUCCGGAUGGGUGCCACCUGCUGACUGCCAGCGAGGACUGUACUGCCCGACUCUGGAGGACAUCGGACAAUCAGUGCUGCAAAGUGCUACAUGGGCACGGGAGUUACAUCACCUUCUGUCACCUGGAGAACGAGGCGGCUUUCACAUGCAGCGCCGAUCAAACCGUGAGAAAGUGGGAGGUGUCCACAGGCGAGUGUCUGAUGGUUUAUACAGGACACACCUCUAUUGUGAACAGGAUACUGGUGUCCAAGGGCCACAUCUUCAGUGGGUCGUACGACAGAACCGCGCGCAGCUGGAAUGUAGUCACUGGCCAAAGCCUCCAGGAGUUUCGGGGUCAUCGGAAUUGUGUCCUGACUCUGGCGCACUUCUCCUCCUACGAUGUAUUGGAAGCCUUAGACGUGGAAGAGAAAGAGGGGAAAGAAUUUCUUGUGACUGGAAGCACAGACUGUACCAUAAAAAUAUGGGAGGUGUCCAGUGGGUGCUGCUAUCAGACCCUGAGGGGCCACGUGGGGGCCAUUCUGUGCGUCGUCCUGGAUUCCGCCAAUGGGGAGCUGUAUUCUGGCAGCACGGACUGCACCGUCCGGCGGUGGAAUAUGGUCACUGGCGACCAACUUACUGUAUUCAGGCACCAUCAAGGCUCCAUUAUCUGCUUAGAGAUAGUGGGCCGCCAUUUGUAUUCAGGGAGCGUGGACAGAACGGUGAAAAGCUGGUUAACGGAUACUGGGGACUGCGUCAGAACCUACAAGAUGCAUAAACACAGCGUUAGCACAUUGAAAUAUCACGCUGGAAUCUUGUUUACUGGAAGUGGUGAUGCCUGCGCCAGAGCUUUCAAUACAAAAUCUGGGACCCUGCAGCGAGUUUUUCACGGCCACUCCUUCAUCAUAAACUGCAUUCAGAUCCAUGCAAAUUUUUUGUACACGGCCUCUCAUGACGGUACCCUCCGAGUGUGGGACAUUAAAGAUCUUUGCCAGCAGAACAAGCCCCCUGGUCAGAAGGAGAGGUCCUUGAAGAGCAAGACUUCUCAUAAGGGCAGCCUGUCUCACAUCUUCAAUAAUAAAGUUGGCUGCUCACUCGAAGCCAGUGGGCAAAGUGAUCCUGCGGAACUUGUCUAAAUUCUGACCUGGGACAUCUCCUGUCCUGGGACAUCUCCUGACCUGGACAUCUGGAAUAAUUGGUGAAUAGGUCUUUACCCAAAGGAUUAGCUGAACAGUCAUGACUUCCCAUGUGCUCGUCUGAAGUGGAGCUGCUCUCUUCAACGUGAACUCAUUACUGUAUGUAAUGGACACCCUAGUAGACUUAAGAUGGCAAAAUAUCUUAUAAAUAUAUUUAAUCUUCUACUGCCAGGACCUACUGGUGUAUGGUGCAACAUCUAACAAACUGUCAGUGUGCUACAACCAUAGCUUUUGCUCUUUGCACCCAGACCCGUCCAAUUGGCUCAGACUAUCUUAGUUGCGUUUAAAGGCUAUACCAUGUUACCACAAUGCAACAAUAUGUUAAUUUAAGUUGUGCAAGUCAUGGCUGUUAGGUUACUAGAGAAUCCCUCAGGAUGUUUCCUGAAAAGCUUCACAGAGUUAGACAUAAUACCAUCCUAAAAAAAAUCACAUUAUACAGAUUGUCUAGCCCUGUGAUCAUUCUAAUGUUCUGAUUGGAUACGGGUUGGUCUAGCCCUGUGAUCAUUCUAAUGUUCUGAUUGGAUACAGCUUGGUCUAG